GUGCUCCUGCAUGCGUUCCUGAGCACUCACCCUAGGUGUGCUGCAACCCUUCCCUUACUCGUCAUUGACAUUCAUAUAACAUUGUAUGAAAGUUUCUGCCUCUAUUUAGACAUCCGAUUCACAUCAUGGCCAGCCUUGCGAGAUCCCUCCGACCCUUGGCGCGAGCUGCAAAGGCCCCGCAGAGGACGUUCCUGGGAGGCGUGAGGAAGGGCCCACAGUUACGAUGCCUCUCGACCACACCUCAACGGCGGCAAGCGGACGCUCUAGACAUCACCGAUAUACCCCCUACGCCGAUAUCCCACCUCUCAGAGACCGAGUCGCUGAUGGCAGAGCAAGUCACCCGGUUCGCGAACGACCAAAUCCUACCAAAAGUUCGCGAAAUGGACGAAGCGGAGACAAUGGAUCCAGCUGUCGUGGAACAAUUGUUCGAGCAAGGACUGAUGGGUAUCGAGAUUCCAGAGGAAUAUGGCGGUGCGGGCAUGAACUUCACCGCCGCUAUUGUCGCGAUUGAGGAGUUGGCGAGGGUCGAUCCGAGCGUGAGCGUGUUGGUCGACGUGCAUAAUACACUAUGCAACACCUGUCUGCUGAAAUAUGCAAAGGAAGACAACAAGAAGAAGUGGCUGCCGAAGCUCGCCACUGAUACCGUCGCAUCCUUCUGCCUCUCAGAACCUGCGUCCGGCUCCGACGCCUUUGCCAUGCAGACCAAAGCCGUCAAGACAGACUCGACGUACAAGAUCACUGGCAGCAAAAUGUGGAUCACCAACUCCAUGGAGUCCUCGCUCUUUAUUGUCUUUGCCAAUCUCGACCCGUCCAAGGGCUACAAGGGCAUCUCAGCCUUCCUUGUAGAGAAGGGCACGCCCGGCUUUGAGAUUGCCAAAAAGGAGAAGAAGCUAGGCAUCAAGGCCAGCAGCACAUGCGUCAUCAAUUUUGACGACGUCGAAGUGCCGCACGCCAAUCUACUAGGCGAGGAGGGCCAGGGCUACAAGUACGCGAUCGGCAUCCUCAACGAGGGCCGCAUCGGCAUCGCAGCCCAGAUGACAGGCCUCGCACUAGGUGCAUGGGAGAACGCCGCCAAAUACGUCUGGAACGACCGCAAGCAAUUCGGCAAGCUCAUCGGCGAAUUCCAAGGCAUGCAGCACCAGCUCGCGCAGGCCUACGUCGAGAUCCAAGCCGCGCGCGCCCUCGUCUUCAACGCGGCGCGCAAGAAGGAGGCCGGCCAGGACUUUGUCCGCGACGCGGCCAUGGCGAAGCUGUAUAGCUCGCAGGUCGCGCAGCGCGUGGCGGGCCAGGCUAUCGAGUGGAUGGGCGGCAUGGGCUUUGUGCGCGAGGGCUUGGCGGAGAAGUUCUGGCGCGACAGCAAGAUUGGCGCGAUUUAUGAGGGCACGAGCAAUAUCCAGCUCAAUACGAUUGCGAAGUUGUUGCAGAAUGAGUAUACGAAGUAGGCAGCUAGGUGGAAAGGCAGGGUGGAAGUGUAUGGGUUGGAUUUGGAUCUUGGCUUGUUGAACGGCGCGAAUUGUGUGGGAGAG
Molecule: messenger RNA, 1526 nt
Organism: Pseudovirgaria hyperparasitica
Lineage: Eukaryota; Fungi; Ascomycota; Dothideomycetes; Acrospermales; Acrospermaceae
Product: acyl-CoA dehydrogenase NM domain-like protein
Exons: 4
Coding region: 126-1442 (438 amino acids)
Cellular component (GO): mitochondrion
Molecular function (GO): flavin adenine dinucleotide binding; acyl-CoA dehydrogenase activity
Source: RefSeq, a predicted model, not a curated record